Molecule: messenger RNA, 732 nt
Organism: Ambispora gerdemannii
Lineage: Eukaryota; Fungi; Glomeromycota; Glomeromycetes; Archaeosporales; Ambisporaceae
Source: the annotation of a GenBank genome assembly
AUGGCAUUUACAAAUUCAAGAAUAAUAACAAACAAUACCAAUAUGUUAAUGACACCUCAAUUCUCUUCAGAUACACUUUUUUCAAACAAAAAAAAUGAUUCUUUUGCUAAUGACUUGGCACGCGCACAAAUGUUAUUAGAAUAUCUAAACCUCGAAGAACAAAAUAAGAAAAUUACCGAAAAUGAGUCUCUAAUUGAUCCUAAUACUUUACAUUUCGAGGAUUUUGAUGGCGCUUACUGUGAUGAGGAAUCCGCUUCUAUGGGAUAUCUAACGCAUCAACAACAAUAUUACGAAAACAAAUUCGAUUACUAUUCGGACAGCAUUUCUACAAUUGACGAUGAAAGCCUACAUACAAUUGAAGAGGACGAAUUCGCUGCAUCUCGUCCUUUUAAUCAACAGUUAUCUAAGGAAUCAAAUUACAACGAAUUCAUUACCUCAAAUGGCAAAGAACUCGAUAAGAUGGCCAAUGGCAAUUAUUUUCUCAACAACUUUUCUUAUAAUGCCAACAGUAAUGACAAUGGUAAUUAUGUUCCAAUUGACGAAUGGAAAAAAAGCUUUUCAUAUGACAUUGAGGAGGAACUCAUUUCGAAUUUCGAGAUGACCUCGCAUAAGCGUCAUCGUAUUUCCAUGAUUAUGCAUUACGAACGACAGGUGCGACAGAUGGAGCAGGAAAUUGAAGAUCGAUUGAUUGAGCAGGAGGUUUUGGAGUGGGUAGAUGGAAUUGAAAUAUGA